AUGAGUCAGAAAACGGUUAAGGAGGGCCCCAGACUCUCCAAGAACCAGAAGUUUUCGGAGCACUUCAGCAUACAUUGCUGCCCGCCAUUCACCUUCCUCAACUCCAAACGGGAGAUCGUGGAUCGGAAGUACAGCAUCUGUAAAAGUGGCUGCUUCUACCAGAAGAAAGAAGAGGACUGGAUCUGCUGUGCUUGCCAGAAGACCAGCACCAGCCGCCGGGCAACGUCCCCUCAGAGGCCCAAGCAACAGCCAGCGGCACCCCCCGCGGUGGUCAGAGCACCGGCCAAGCCACGGUCCCCUCCGAGGUCCGAGCGUCAACCGCGCCCCCGCCCAGAGGUCCGACCACCACCAGCCAAGCAGCGCCCCCCUCAGAAGUCCAAGCAGCCGCCGCGCAGCAGCCCCCACAGAGGGCCGGGCACCAGCCGUGGGGGGUCCCCCAUCAAAGCUUCUAGGUUCUGGUAA
This is a messenger RNA of Puma concolor (puma), 462 nucleotides long. RefSeq names its product myelin associated oligodendrocyte basic protein (gene MOBP). Lineage: Eukaryota; Metazoa; Chordata; Mammalia; Carnivora; Felidae. Gene Ontology annotation, molecular function: myosin binding; actin binding. The record is from RefSeq and is a predicted model, not a curated record. Gene Ontology annotation, cellular component: cortical actin cytoskeleton.